UAAAUAGCUGCGAUUCACUUCCUGUUCUGCUGAUGACGCUGAACUGCGUCAGGUCAAACAGAAGGAAGUGACUCUCUGCCGCCAUCUUGUGUUGAGACCGUAUAUAUACUGUCAGUGGUUUCGUUUCACAUUUCUGAAGCUCAGCAUAAAGAUUAAAGCUUGUCGGACUAGAAGAUAUGGGUAUUGCUGUUAAAGCUGGUUUAAUUGGAGCAGGGGCGGUAGGUGCUGUGGUCCUGGCUCCUGUCGCUCUGGGAGCUGCAGGUUUCACCUCAGUUGGAAUAGCUGCAGGCUCCAUUGCUGCUAAAAUGAUGUCUGCUGCUGCCAUUGCAAACGGAGGAGGAGUGGCAGCAGGAAGUGUGGUGGCAGUUCUGCAGUCAGCAGGAGCAGCUGGACUGUCAGGAGCUGCCACUGCAGCUGUGGCCAGCGUUGGAGGAGCAGUGGGAUGGCUGACCAGCCUUCUAAUUCCAUCCUCCAAAAAGAAUGAUGAUGAUGAUGAUGAUAGCAAUGAUGAUGGCAAUGAUGAUGGAAAAAUGAAUAAAAAUAAAUAAAUGUACAAUAUUUUUAA
Morone saxatilis (striped sea-bass) is the source of this 565-nucleotide messenger RNA. RefSeq names its product interferon alpha-inducible protein 27-like protein 2A. NCBI's taxonomy places the organism in Eukaryota, Metazoa, Chordata, Actinopteri, Moronidae. The record is from RefSeq and is a predicted model, not a curated record. The coding region runs from base 177 to 548 and encodes 123 amino acids. The transcript has 4 exons. Gene Ontology annotation, cellular component: mitochondrion; membrane. Gene Ontology annotation, biological process: apoptotic signaling pathway.